Oreochromis aureus is the source of this 4894-nucleotide messenger RNA. It is a transcript of the gene cebpz, whose product is annotated as CCAAT enhancer binding protein zeta. Bases 80 to 3352 code for a protein of 1090 amino acids. Gene Ontology annotation, cellular component: nucleus. The transcript has 17 exons. Lineage: Eukaryota; Metazoa; Chordata; Actinopteri; Cichliformes; Cichlidae. The record is from RefSeq and is a predicted model, not a curated record.
CCCCUAUGAGAUCUGGCAACCGUGCACCGGAAACGUUUCAUUCAACAUCCGGGUCAGUUUCCCUCACGCUGCAAACAGCAUGGCAGCGAAAAACAAGCAACGUAAAAAGUCCAAAGCGACGAAAAAAGUGACAUUUGAGGCCGAAGGAAACGAGCCGGAGGCGGAAAACAGCGGCGGAGAGGAGGAUGAAGGUGAAGAGAAGAAUACGAAGGAGGAGGAGAGAGAAGAAGAGGAGCUCAGUCUGGAGGAGGUUUUACGGCUCGGAGGAACUAAGGCCGACUACAUCCUCCUCGCCGGCCUCGAAGACUCCAACGAGCUCGUCGAUGGCGGCAUGAAAGGAGCGAUAGAUGACCUGGAGGAGGGCGAGCUGGAGUCAUUCAUCACCAAGCUGGGCAUCCGGGCAUACGCGACGCAGCAAACCAUCCUGGACGAGCCUGAGGGCGAAGCCGCCACCACUACCAUGGCUGCUGGCGAGAAGAAAGCUAAAAAGGUCAAAGUGGAGAAAGCAGAGGAGACGGCACCUGACACUCAGCCCAACGUCGUCGAUCAGAAGCAGAAGAAGACAAAAGAGGCGCCGGCAUCGGGGGCAAAAAAGGCGAAGCAGAGCCCGACCGUGUUUGAGUUCCAACCGCGGCAGGUGCUGCUGAUCAAACCUGGUGGUAAGUGGUUCGAGCUGGAUUACACAGAAGAGGGCUCGUCGGCGCCACAGGAUGCCGCCUUGGUCUCCCAGUACAAGUCGCUCGCUCAGCAGCUGUUCGAGGCUGAGGUAAACCUCUACAAGACCAAGAAGAGCUUGCAGAAAGGCGCCAACUCGGCCUGGAUGAAGACAGUCGUCUCCUCCGGUGUGCUGGCGGACAGAAUGGCAGCCAUGACGGUUCUGAUUCAGGACGCUCCGGUGCACAUGCUGGAGCACGUGGAGAACCUAGUCACCAUGGUGAAGAAGAAAGGCAGUCGGCGGAUGGGUCUGAUGGCGAUGGACACGGUGCGAGAGCUGCUGCUGUCCAACCUGCUGCCUGAGGACAGGAAGCUCCGCACCUUUGCCCAGCACCCAUUCGACCAGCUUGAGGAGAAGGCCAGCGGCAACCGUGACGCCCGCGACCGCCGCCUCAUCCUCUGGUACUUUGAGCACCAGCUGAAGCACCACGUGGCUGAGUUUGUGGUGGCGCUGGACUCGGUGGCUCACGACACAGUGCCCGCCACCAAGGCAAAGGCGCUAGCCACCGCCCAUGAGCUGCUGUGCAGCCGUCCGGAACAGGAGAAGGCGCUGCUCACCCAAGUGGUAAACAAGCUUGGAGACCCCGAGUACAAGACGGCGGCGAAGGCCUCGUACCUGCUGGAGACGCUGCUGCACAAACACCCCAACAUGAAGGGGGUGGUGUGCUGCGAGGUGGAGCGGCUCCUGUUCCGACCCAACAUCAGCCCGAAGGCGCAGUACUACGCCGUGUGCUUCCUCAGCCAGGUGAUCCUGAGCCACGAUGAGGACGGGCUCGCCGCUAAGCUCAUCACCAUCUACUUCUCCUUCUUCCGUGCCUGCGUCAAAAAGAAGGACAUUGAGUCGAAGAUGCUGAGUGCGCUGUUGGCGGGCGUGAACAGGGCGUAUCCUUACACCAGCGCCGGGGACGACAAAGUGAGAGACCAGAUGGACACACUCUUCAAAGUGGUUCAUCUGGUGAAGUUCAAUACGGCCGUGCAGGCACUCAUGCUGCUGUUCCAGGUGAUGGACUCCCAGCAGAGCAUCUCGGACCGGUACUAUGUGGCUCUGUACAGGAAGCUGCUGGACCCCGGGCUGUCAUCGUCCUCCCGCCCGAACAUGUUCCUGAACCUGCUGUACAAAUCCAUGAAGGCUGACGUGGCGCUGAGGCGGGUCAAAGCCUUUGUCAAGCGGCUCCUGCAGAUCAGCGCCGAGCAGAGCGCCAGCUUCGCCUGCGGGGCGCUCUUCUUGGUGUCGGAGGUCAUGAGGGCCAAACCGGGCCUGAAGAUACUGCUGCAGGAGGAGGAGGGGGAUGAGGAAGAGGAGGCGUUCAAAGACCUCGCUGCAGAUGAGGAGGAUGAUGAUGAAGAGGAGCGAUUCGUGGAUGCUGACAAACUAGAGGAACAAACAAACACAGAGGGAGAGGAGGUCAAACCUGCAGCAUCAUGGGUACAUCACCAGAACCUGGAAGGAAUUAAGAGUGUUCAGACCUACGACCCGCUGCACAGAAACCCGUUAUUCUGCGGCGCAGAUCGCUCGACUUUAUGGGAGCUGCAGAAGCUCGCUCUGCACUUCCACCCGUCAGUGUCGCUGUUUGCAAAAACCAUUCUGCAGGGAGACUUCAUCCAGUACUCUGGGGACCCUCUGCAGGACUUCACCCUCAUCCGCUUCCUCGAUCGAUUCGUCUUCAGAAACCCCAAACAGCUCAAAGCAGAACAAAACACCGACGCCGCUGUGAUGAAGCCCAAACACAGAUUACCUGUCAGCUUGCUACCAGUGAACAGCGCAGAGUUUCUGUCUAAAGAAGAAAGUCAGGUUCCUGUUGACGAGAUCUUCUUCCAUCGCUUCUUCAAGAAACGUCAGCAGGAGAAGCAGCAACGCCGGCCACGAGGCGAUGAUGAUGACGACGAGAGCCUGGAGGAUGUGGACGAUGAUGAGUUUGAGAAACUUCUUGACACCUUUGAAGGCGACUCGUACUUCACCGACCUCGGCAGUGAUAAUCUGGACUUUGCAGGUAAUGUAAAGAGUAAAAAAGAUAAGAAAUCAGGAGAUGACUCGGAGUCGGACGUGGACGACUCAGACAUGGACGACCUGGACGAUGAGGAGGUGUCUUUGGGCAGCAUGGAUGAGGAAGACUUUGGCGAUGAACUGGAGGAAGAAGGAGGGAUGUUCAUGGACCCUGACGGAGACGAAGAGGGUGAUGAUGAUGAUGAUGAAGUUCCUGAGCUGGAGGAUGAAGCUGCUGCAUUUGGAGAUUCAGAUGACGAUGAGAUGGAAGCUCCAGACAUCACCCCACAGACCAAGAAGGGAAAGAGAAAAUCCUCAGAGGACCUCGACUUCUCUGGAUCUUUAGGUUCCAAACAGAAGAAGAAGAAGGAAAAGAAAGAUGCAGCCAUGUUUGCUUCUGCUGAAGAGUUUGGCUGCCUGCUGGACGAGAAUGCCGGCUCCAAGUUUGACAACAUCGGGCUGAACGCCAUGGCCAAUAGAGACAAAGCAGGUCUGAAGCAGCUGAAGUGGGAGGCUCAGCGCGACGACUGGAUCCACGGCCGCGACGCCAAGACGCUGCGCAGGAAGAAGACCGUGUUCAACAAGAAGAAGACUGGGUUCGGCCGAGCCAGGACGGGAAGCGGGACGUUUGGGAGCAAGAAGAAGAGGAAGUAGAUGAUGAGGAUGCUGAAGAUGUUGGCCUAAAGCUGAGGGACACCUUCGGUGACCACGCCUUCCUCGUCUGUCUCCCGGACGCUGUAGAUCCCCGGACACUCGACGGUCUCAUCGUAAACCGGGAGGACGCGGACAUAAAACGGUGUUUACAGAUUCAAUCUGGGGGCUGAUGAAGAGGAGCCACGUUUAGCUUGUUUUAUUUUUUUGUAAAAUCAAAGACUUUGUUGUGCUGAACAUUUUGCUGCAAAUCUCAUCUGGAUCAUUCCAUCUCAGUCCAUCAAGUUUAAAAUAAACUUUGGUUUUAAAAUGCAUAAAUGAAUACUUCACGGGAUGAAAGCAGGGCUGUUUCAUGAUGUUUUUGAGGGAACAUUUGUGUUUUAGGGUAAAUAUCCAGUCCUGUGCCUCUAUGAAAAUGGCCUCUGAAUGAAUGAAGGAUGCUUGAAGUUGCUGAAAUAUUUAGAUGUCUACAGCCUGUAGAAACAUUUUGCUUCUCACACAAUGUUGCUUACACAGAAUUGUCUUAAAAACAGUCUAAAAGUGAAUCGUUACACUCGUUAAAGCUUAAAUGUUGGGGGAAAAGUUCACUGUGAUAUUCCCAGGUAUGACGCAAUAUACGAAGUCCAAGUAAAUUUAUUAGAUCCAAAAUUUGUAACGCUGUUCUCUCUCAUAUAACUCAUAUUUAUGUAGAGAAGGGAAAUAUUGCUUUGUUUUUAGUUCCAGCCUCAUGGCCCAAAUUUCUCUGGCCAAUGAGAGGCUGUGUGCUGCUGUGCCGUUUUCUUGGUUUGUUUUUCACCUUUGGACUGUUUUCAAGAAUAUCCCGUGUCUUGUAUGUGAGAAGCUCUAAAUAAAAUCUACUGUGGUUUCUACAAGUCUCCAAAUCCGCUGUCGGAGAUCACACAUUGAAAUAUUUUAGGGACUUCAAACGUCCACCGUUUAACGUUAACUGGAGCUGCACUGCUGACGCUCCACAUUCAUAUUUACUCUAACACAUUUGAAGCUCUAGGAAUUUUCUAGAUAUUAGGAUUUUAAAGUGCUCUCUCAAAAAAAGGAUUUCAGCGUGAUGUGUAAAAACAUCCCGACCUUCAUCCCUGGGAAUACUUUUUACCCUCAGCUGUGAGAGGCUGAAGUUUGUGAGUGCGAUAAUUGAAGCACAACCUCAAGAACUUCAAAUUGAGACCGCAGGUGUGUCUACCAGGAGGCUGGUUGACAUCAGUAGAAAUGGAGAAAUCUCAUGAUUCGUUCAGAAUUUUCUUUCAGGCAAAUCUGAGCUGACAUGGGAUGAGCCUGUUUGACACAUAAGCAGCAAUUUCCUUGUAUCUAACAAAUCAAUUCACAUACAACCUGUGUGUGUGUGUUUGUGUGAGACACAAACAUUAAAGUGUUUCAUGAUCCUGUUCAGUGUGUUUACAGGUUUAAUGAUUGUUUCUGUCGUUCAGAUCAAGUUGAACAUACCUGCUGAUCAGAAUGUGGCAUUUUUAGAAUGGUCUGCACCGUUUCAUGGUUUUGUUGUUUUACAUUUACAAAUUAAACUAGAUUCAGGUU